Closterium sp. Naga37s-1 is the source of this 2364-nucleotide messenger RNA. NCBI's taxonomy places the organism in Eukaryota, Viridiplantae, Streptophyta, Zygnematophyceae, Desmidiales, Closteriaceae. The record is from the annotation of a GenBank genome assembly.
AUGCUUCAGGACGCAGUGACACACUAUCGCCUCUCUUCUCUCCGCCUCGAGUUCUUCCUCAACACGUGCGACCACCCCAUGUCGUUCCACAGCUCGCACUGGCCAAACAGGGGCGGGCUGCCCUUCAUGAGCACCGGAUUCACAGCAGAUACGAUCGACAUUCCUGUCCCCGACCCGCUUGACUUGACUGGACCUACACGCCUGACCUCUCCACUCAGGGGCGGGCUGCCCUUCAUGAGCAGGGGAGUCACAGCAGACACCAUCGACAUUCCUGUCCCCAACCUGCUUGACUUGACCGGACCCUACAAUCCGGACCUCAGCACUCAGAUUCCCUGGGAGAAGAAGGAAUCGCGGGCAGUCUUUAGAGGGAAGACAACCAACUACGAGCUCCUACCAGCAGGCAACUGGGGCGCCAACCCCCGCAUCCGCCUGCACCUCAUGUCCCCCGCGGCGCCCCACCUGAUGGAUGCUUGCAUCAAUUCGUGGUCCAAGGUGGAGCAACCCUCUUUCUUCCUCCCCUCUCCCAACUCCACAUUCAUUUCCCCCCAGAUUCCCUGGGAGAAGAAGGAAUCGCGGGCAGUCUUUAGAGGGAAGACAACCAACUACGAGCUCCUACCAGCAGGCAACUGGGGCGCCAACCCCCGCAUCCGCCUGCACCUCAUGUCCCCCGCGGCGCCCCACCUGAUGGAUGCUUGCAUCAAUUCGUGGUCCAAGGUGGAGCAACCCUCUUUCUUCCUCCCCUCUCCCAACUCCACAUUCAUUUCCCCCCAGAUUCCCUGGGAGAAGAAGGAAUCGCGGGCAGUCUUUAGAGGGAAGACAACCAACUACGAGCUCCUACCAGCAGGCAACUGGGGCGCCAACCCCCGCAUCCGCCUGCACCUCAUGUCCCCCGCGGCGCCCCACCUGAUGGAUGCUUGCAUCAAUUCGUGGUCCAAGGUGGAGCAACCCUCUUUCUUCCUCCCCUCUCCCAACUCCACAUUCAUUUCCCCCCAGAUUCCCUGGGAGAAGAAGGAAUCGCGGGCAGUCUUUAGAGGGAAGACAACCAACUACGAGCUCCUACCAGCAGGCAACUGGGGCGCCAACCCCCGCAUCCGCCUGCACCUCAUGUCCCCCGCGGCGCCCCACCUGAUGGAUGCUUGCAUCAAUUCGUGGUCCAAGGUGGAGCAACCCUCUUUCUUCCUCCCCUCUCCCAACUCCACAUUCAUUUCCCCCCAGAUUCCCUGGGAGAAGAAGGAAUCGCGGGCAGUCUUUAGAGGGAAGACAACCAACUACGAGCUCCUACCAGCAGGCAACUGGGGCGCCAACCCCCGCAUCCGCCUGCACCUCAUGUCCCCCGCGGCGCCCCACCUGAUGGAUGCUUGCAUCAAUUCGUGGUCCAAGGUGGAGCAACCCUCUUUCUUCCUCCCCUCUCCCAACUCCACAUUCAUUUCCCCCCAGAUUCCCUGGGAGAAGAAGGAAUCGCGGGCAGUCUUUAGAGGGAAGACAACCAACUACGAGCUCCUACCAGCAGGCAACUGGGGCGCCAACCCCCGCAUCCGCCUGCACCUCAUGUCCCCCGCGGCGCCCCACCUGAUGGAUGCUUGCAUCAAUUCGUGGUCCAAGUCACGUGCGGUGUUCCGAGGCAAAACUACCAACUAUGAGCUCCUUCCAGGUGGAAACUGGGGCGCCAACCCGCGCAUCCGCCUACAUUUAAUGUCCCCCGCAGCACCCCACCUGAUGGAUGCGCGCAUCAACGCGUGGUCCAAGGUGGAGCAGCAUGUGAUUAAAAGGAUAGUGAAGGACGGGGUCAGGCUCGCCAGGAAGAUGAACUUUCAGCAGUUCAACGCGUUCAAGUACCAGAUAGUAGCGGAUGGGGGGGGGGGCAGUUGUCGCACGUGUGGGGUGCUGCGAUCCAACCAGCUCAUCAUAAGGCAACACACGCCCAUGCUGCAGUUCUACGAGCCUCUGCUGCAGGAUCGGGUGCACUGGCUCGCCACCUCCCGAACACCUACAAGAGGCGAUCAUAUGGCACAGCAGCACGACAAGGCAGUUCUAAGGAUGGUGGAGGCAGCCAAUCGGUUUGCAUACCAUGCAUGCACGUGGCACGGGCGCAUGCUGUACUGGGCUCUUCUUCUCGUGAAAUACCAAGACGUCAUGGCUGAACCUGAAAGCGUUUCAAAGCCUGCCCAGCUGUGCUUGAAACCCAUCGUGGCAGCAACAGGGGUGGAGAAGGACCCAGCAUCAGUCUCUUGCAGCAACCCUGGCAGGGAGAAGCAACAACCAGAGUGUGCUUUCUUCUGUGCUGGGGGUAUUAUCCCCCCAGAAAGCUUCAAGUGGUUACCAGCUGAGUCGCUUGACAAACUGGAGAGAGUCGGACCUCCGUAA